AUGAUACCACGACAGCCAUACGCGCCGACGCCGCACAGCUAUGUCCCUGACUCGACACUAUCCGCAACCAUAAACCUCGACGAGGAAGUCAAGCUCGCCGAAACGCGCGCUGAGCGCGAUCUGCAAGAUUCACUAGCCGAGAUCUUCAGCAUAAUUGUCACCAUCGACGAGCUCGAGAAGGCAUUUCUCAAAGACGCUAUCCCCGAGGCCGAUUACACCGAGAUAUGCGAACGUUCGCUGAAGCAGUACAAGUCGCUGACCGCCGAUGAGACAGUAGCGAAGGCGUUCGUGGGACUGGAGCACUUCAAGGCCGAGUGGGAUCUCGAAGUGCCCCGCGCGACAGAGCGAAUUCGAGUUGGGAUGCCGUCCACUGCCGUGACAGCAAGCUCCAGCGCUCUUCAUGCACAACCUGCGGUGGGUAACACCAGCGGGGCGCUGAUUCUGGAGGCGACCCAAGAUUUCAUCACGUUUCUGGAUGCGCUGCGAUUGGGCCUGCUGGCCAAAGACCAACUACACCCGCUCCUGACCGACGUGAUCCAGUCAGUGAACAAAGUCACAGACAGGGACUUCGAGAACCGGGGAAAGAUCGUGCAGUGGCUCAUCACGUUGAACCAGAUGAAGGCGACGGAGGAGUUGAGCGAGGAGCAAGCCCGAGAGUUAGAGCUGGAUAUCAACUCGGCGUACCAAGGGUUUAAGAACACGCUCUCUUAG
Parathielavia appendiculata is the source of this 711-nucleotide messenger RNA. RefSeq names its product ESCRT-1 complex, Vps28 subunit. The coding region runs from base 1 to 711 and encodes 236 amino acids. Lineage: Eukaryota; Fungi; Ascomycota; Sordariomycetes; Sordariales; Chaetomiaceae. Gene Ontology annotation, molecular function: protein-containing complex binding. The transcript is spliced from 3 exons. The record is from RefSeq and is a predicted model, not a curated record. Gene Ontology annotation, cellular component: ESCRT I complex. Gene Ontology annotation, biological process: protein transport to vacuole involved in ubiquitin-dependent protein catabolic process via the multivesicular body sorting pathway.